AAAAAAAAUAGCUCGGUUAGCAUGUUAGCAUGACCUAGCGUCAUGUAGGAGCAAAUUCAGUCAGAGUCGACUUUUCUUUAUCUAAGUUAACUUGUGGAUGUGAGUGUAAAAUGUCCGGGAUUCUGGAUUUUUCAGUGGUUCCCAUUGAUGUCCAGAAGCUGUCAGUGAGCAAAGAAGAGCCUCCUGAAGAGCAGGAUUGGAGCCCCAGUCAGGACCAGGAGGAAAGUGAACAUCCUCCAUUUAAAGAGGAGCAAGAGGAACUGUGGAUCAGUCAGGACGGUGAGCAGCUUGAAGGACAUGAGGAGGAGGAUGUUAAGUUCCCAUGCAGUCCUGUUGUUGUGAAGACUGAAGGUGAUGAAGAGAAACCAGAGUCCUUUCAACUUCAUGAAAUAAAAACUGAAGAGAUGGAAACAGGAGAUGAUGGAGAAGACUGUGAAGGAUCAGAAGAAGCAAGGAGCUCAGAUGCUGAGAGAUAUUUACAUCCAGAGAUUGAGGUCAAGAUUGAAGAGUCUUCUGAGUCUGAGACUGAAGACUGUAAUGAUGUGAUGUGCAGUGCAAUGCAUCAGUCAGAUUUAAAAUCAGUAGAAAGAGAGGAAGAUAAAGGAAGUCCUCAAGCACAUCUGGAACAACAUACAUUAAUUCACAUUGUGGAGAAACCUUUAAGCUGCCCUGAAUGUGGCAAAGGAUUUAGUCAUAAAGGUAAUCUGACGGAUCACUUGAGAACUCACACAGGAGAGAAACCCUAUAGUUGCUCUGAGUGUGGCAAGAGAUAUAGGCAUAUAAAUCAUCUGAAAGAUCAUUUGAAAACUCACACAGGAGAGAAACCCUUCAGCUGCCCCGAUUGUGACAAAAGUUUCAAACGUAAACGGCAUCUGCGAGAUCAUUUAAGAACUCACUCUGGAGAGAAACCCUUCAGUUGCUCUGAGUGUGGCAAAAGAUUUAACCGCAAGGCAUAUCUGACUAUACAUAUGAUAGUUCACACAAAAGAGAAGCCCCUUAGUUGCUCUGAGUGUGACAAAAGGUUUGCCUAUAAAGGAUCUCUGAGAAAACACAUGAUGGUUCACACAGGGGAGAGGCCUUUCAGUUGCUCAGAGUGCACUAAAACUUUUAAGGUUAAAGAAAAUUUUAAUAACCACAUGUUAAAAAGACACAAGUGUGUUGGUAGUGAUUAUGCUUCAAUGCAAUUAAAGAAACAAACAAAGAUAAAAAGAAAGACAGAAACAGGAGCUGAUGUAGAGGAUUGUGGAGGAUCAGAAGGAGCUAGGAAUUCGGAUCCAGGGGGACAUUUACAACCAGAGAUUGAGGUUAUCAUUGAGGACUUUUCUGAACAUGAAACUGAAGACUUUCAUGAAGAUUCCUAGAAAGCCACAGAACUUUUGUCAGUUUUAAGUUAAUAAACUGAGUCAGUGUCAGGAAAUGGAAUACUGGUUACAAACCAGUAAAACUCAGCUUUUUUGGAUAGUUAAACAGUUUCAGCAGACGUUAACUUCUGUAGAGUCACAAUGGACAGAAACAGUGAUCUUUCUAUUUUUGAAAUGAGGCAUGUAGACAAGAGUGGGUGUUAGUGACAAACCAUUAAUUCAAUGUGAUCAUAAAGCAUCAAUGUUAAAAUACUUUUACCAAAUAACUUUGUAAAAAAAAAAAAAAAAAAACAGAAAAACAAAAACAUCAUUACGUUUCCCAGAGUCUUCAGUUGUAAAUAUUUAAACAGCCAGUUUGAUUAAUCAGAUGAAAUCUCUUUUUCACUGAUUUAUUUAACAGUUAAUUAUUGAUCUUUAUUUUUUAUGAUUUAUUAAUUUAUACUUGGAGCCUUAAAUUAAAUGUGUUGCACUCAUUCUUUAUGAACAUUUUUUAUCACUUAAGUUCUUGUGCUGUUACAGAUGGAGAGGCUACGGGACAGUAAACUGUAUAGUGUAAAUGUUUUUGAUGCAUGUGUUCUCAGUGAGGUGUGUCAGAAAGAAACUAUGACUGGUCCUACAUGAGAUGGUGCUCCCAGAGCAGAGCUCACUGUCACUGUGACCUGUCCUCUGGACUCUGAGGAUACAGAGAUGAAAAGAAAUGCAGCAACGUGGUGUUGUAGGCUUCAUUUCAGAGGAGUGGAUGUUAUUCCCUUUUUAAGGUGAUGAAGUAGCCCUUAAUAUCAUGUAAACU
Messenger RNA from Cheilinus undulatus (humphead wrasse), 2151 nucleotides. RefSeq names its product zinc finger protein 664-like. The transcript is spliced from 2 exons. Lineage: Eukaryota; Metazoa; Chordata; Actinopteri; Labriformes; Labridae. Gene Ontology annotation, biological process: regulation of transcription by RNA polymerase II. Bases 111 to 1361 code for a protein of 416 amino acids. Gene Ontology annotation, molecular function: DNA-binding transcription factor activity; RNA polymerase II cis-regulatory region sequence-specific DNA binding. The record is from RefSeq and is a predicted model, not a curated record.